GAGAGAAAGAGAGCAUUCUUGAUUCCCAUCAACAAACAAGCAGGGACUGAAAGAGAGAGAGAGAGAGAGAGAGAGAGAGAGAGAGAGAGAUGACGAAGAAAGCUGGUCACAUUUCUCAGGCACCUGAAAACGUGCGGCUUAUUUUAGGACGCGUGUUGCUUAUUGAUGAGAGGGGGAGUGUUUAAUCUACUUCCACUCUGAUGGUGUGUGAAUGGUGACUGUACAUGGCAAGCAGCUGGGAUCUCUGUUAUGUAGAGAACACCCCUCACACAGUCACAUCCUGACACCAAUACAGACGGACCAGCAUCUCAUCAUCCUGGACCAAUGAGGCAUCUCAACUGAGCUCAUUCUCAUUAGAUAUAUACAUAUAUAUAUAUUUAACAGAAAUCUUUAUUUUUAAAGUUUCAUCGUCGGCUGGGCUUUUCUCUGCCCAUGUGGGUCUGAGCUCCGGGAUAGUACACUGUGUACAUACGGUUCUGCAGCUCCUGAGUCUCUCUCACUUGUGUUCACGAAACUCCUGAGUGACAAGCAGCGGAAAGCGGGGCAGCGGUAAAAGUCUACAAUUAUUCCACUCGGAAGCGAGAAUCGACGAGAGAACAUGGAGAACAGUCCUGGUGGUGGUGUCAUCCUGUACGCCGGCUCAUCCGGCAGUGCCAGCCCGAGUCCUGGAAGCCCAUCCAGCGGAUACCAGACCCAGUCGCCGUCCUCCCACUCUCAGCCCUCGUCCCCGGAGGGGGUCUCCUUCCAGGAGAUCGGGGUGCUGAAGCAGAGAGGCGACCAUGGCAGAGGAAGUGUUUCCCCCAAAAGGGUCUUUCAGUUCCCGGAAGUGAGCAAUGCUCCUGUUGCUCACAUUACCACGGCGCCGUCAGCGACCUACGGCCAUGCCACACCUGCCAAAAGGUCCUGCAGUUUCACCGGGACAUUCACCAAGACUGGUGGAAUGGUGCUGUUAUGUAAGGUGUGUGGGGACAUCGCGUCCGGAUUCCACUAUGGUGUCCACGCCUGUGAGGGCUGCAAGGGGUUCUUCAGACGCAGCAUUCAGCAGAACAUCCACUACAAGAUGUGUGUGAAGAACGAGAACUGUCUCAUCAUGCGCAUGAACCGUAACCGGUGCCAGCACUGUCGCUUCAAGAAGUGUCUCUCUGUGGGCAUGUCCCGAGAUGCGGUGCGUUUUGGGCGUAUUCCCAAGCGGGAGAAGCAGAGACUAAUGGAUGAGAUGCAGAGCUACAUGAACAGUCUCAACGGACCGGCUUCCGUGGAGAUGGAGGUGCCGCCUCCCUCCGACGGCCCCUGCAGUCCGCUCAACCAGACCAACACUGGAUCCUGUUUUCUACCGCAGUCUUACCCCAGCGAAGAGAAGCCGCUCAAAACGGCAGCAGGCGGCAGCAGCCUGGGAACUCCGUCUUUCCAGAGCAGAACAGUGCAGGAAGCCGUCCCGUCCGCCCAGAACCAGAACCCAGCGCAGUACAGGGUUCAAGUGGAGCAGCAAAAUGUCUCAACUGGCUACCACCUGACUGCGAACUUCCCAGCUCCUCCCUGCAGUAAUGCAAGCUCCACAAGCACAAAUGUCAGCAACGCCAACUACUCCUUCUCCUCCAGUCAGAACCAGUGUCCAGUUAGUGGCAGUUUAUCGUCUCAGACCUUCACAGCCAGUCAUGGUGUCAUGCCAGACAGAGAUAACCAGAACCCAACAUCCUGCCCCUGGAAGCUGAACGGAGGCGCCAAAGUGCUUGCAUGCCCUCUCAAUUCGUGUCCCGUGGCUCCGGCCAGUCGCUCCAGCCAGGAGGUGUGGGAGUCGUUCUCCCAGUGCUUCACCCCGGCUGUUAAAGAAGUGGUGGAGUUUGCAAAGAGCAUCCCAGGCUUCCAAAUGCUGAGCCAGCACGACCAGGUCAUGCUGCUCAAAUCUGGCACUUUCCAGGUUCUUAUGGUGAGGUUCUGCUCCUUGUUUGAACCCAAAGAGAGGACGGUGACCUUCCUUAACGGACAAACGUACUCGCUUGCUUCGCUGAGGGCUCUGGGUAUGGGCUCCCUGCUGGAUGCCAUGUUUGACUUCAGCGAGAAGCUGGGCUCUCUGGGACUGGAACAAGACGAGAUGGCUCUUUUUAUGGCUGUUGUUCUGGUGUCUGCUGACCGCUCCGGUAUUGUAGAGGUGGGAGCAGUGGAGCAGCUACAGGAGAACCUCAUAAAGGCUCUGCGUUCGCUCAUCACCAUUCGCCGGCCGGAUGACGGCACACUCUUCCCAAAGUUGCUGCUGCGCCUGCCGGACCUCCGCACUCUGAACAAUCAGCACUCGGAGAAGCUAUUAGCUUUCCGCAUAGAUCCAUAAGUUGACGUUUCAUGGCAGAGUCACGAGGUAUCCGCUUCCGGGGUCCUCUUUGCUCUCCGUGUGAGCCUGGGUUGCUAGAUUGAACACCGUGGCCUCUGCAUGACAGACAGCUGUUUCAGAAGCCAUGCCAAGUUUAACUCUGAGGGCGAGGAGUGGAAGGAGUGGAAAAACACCGGAGAACAUCAGCACAACAGGAGGUGAAGGCUCCUCAACUUUAGAGCUUCCAGCUGGACUGCCAAGAAGAAACAGACUGUAUUCUUCCAUGAGUUUCUUCGAGUCAGUGUCAAACCGUCACCUUUCCCCUCGCUCGGCUUCUGGUUUUUAUCAGAAGCAAACUUUUUCUACCGAAGACCAAAAGGAAAGGGAAAAAAAAGGACAGAGCUUGUUGUUGCUCAUCUGUCUAUGUUCUCCUGUCCCAGCUCAUAAAGCUAACAAGAAAGCACACACUUUUGAGAUAAAAAAAAACAUUUGCCAAUACAAACUUCUUCUUAUGCUCUUCCCAUGUAUAAAAAAAAAAAAAAAAUCUGAAUAUAAAGUUUGUCCUAGCAAAGAUCAUUUCUAACAUCCAGUUAGAAGCGCUGUUUGUGCUUGCCCUGUCGAAAUGAAAUAAGCUAUUUUCACAACAUGUUAUGUGGGAAAUCUUUACUGAAAUCAUCCAUUUGUGAUUGAGAUAUGUUUGAUAUUUUUAAGGAAUGAAUUGUAUUUAUACACGCUACAAAUAUUGGUCAUUUUAGACCAUGUUUGAAUGGAUAUAUGUAUAUGUUAAGGUGUUCUGUUGUACAUUUUGUACAGAACUUGCUGUAGUUGCUUCCUUGCUAGAUGCAGAUAGAUGUAUAUGUUAAAAGGAACUAUUGAAAGCUGCCAGAUUGCUUUAUAGAGGAUUCCCAUCAUGUGCUUUGAGGUUAUAGCUUUUAUUUGGAGAGAUGCACCUGAAAUAAAUGUAUUGUCACUGACAUCAUCAGCUUAUGUAUAUUUUGUAAAUGUCUAUAAUCGCAGCAUAGAGAACCACUAUUAAAAAAAACAUUAUAUACCA
This is a messenger RNA of Xiphophorus maculatus (southern platyfish), 3359 nucleotides long. RefSeq names its product nuclear receptor subfamily 1 group D member 1-like. NCBI's taxonomy places the organism in Eukaryota, Metazoa, Chordata, Actinopteri, Cyprinodontiformes, Poeciliidae. The transcript has 8 exons. The record is from RefSeq and is a predicted model, not a curated record. Gene Ontology annotation, molecular function: RNA polymerase II cis-regulatory region sequence-specific DNA binding; zinc ion binding; nuclear receptor activity. Gene Ontology annotation, biological process: hormone-mediated signaling pathway; cell differentiation; positive regulation of transcription by RNA polymerase II. The coding region runs from base 599 to 2326 and encodes 575 amino acids.